Molecule: messenger RNA, 830 nt
Organism: Nezara viridula (southern green stink bug)
Lineage: Eukaryota; Metazoa; Arthropoda; Insecta; Hemiptera; Pentatomidae
Source: the annotation of a GenBank genome assembly
CUCCACGUAUCCUCUUCAUAUCGUGGGCAUCGAGCUCUUCUGUACCUCUCCUGACGACACAUAACCCAAGGUUCGCACGUCUAGUUGCAACAAUCCCUUAUUAUUCAGAUUGCGAUCUUUCAAGGGCGGGAUGGCUCGAGUAUAUAAAGACCUGGAUGGACUGUGUAGAGUACAGUGGUCAACCAGCUACAGCAAGCAUGAAGGUCUUUCUUUUUACUCUUUCGGUGGUAGCAUGCGCUCUAGCAGAAGCUCCUUACCCACAGCCAAGGAAACCUGAAGGAGCUCUUCUGCUUUUGCCUCCCGAAUACAACAAGAAGUCAGAGUAUAAUUACCAACCGAUUCAGAGCGAAGCAGAAGACUUGGGCAAAAUAAGCGACAAGGUGAUGCAGAGGCUACGACAAGAACAAGGAUCUGGCUCUGGCAGCUACCACGUCUACCUGAACGACGGUAGCCUCCAGAAGGUCCAGUACACCACGGCACCCCUGAAGAGCGGACAGCAGAAUUCCCCAGCCCAGCAGUACAAGCAGUCGGAGAGCGGGCUGAACCCGAUCAUCGCCCAGUUCGGGAGACUUCAACAAGAACUGCAGGAACAGCAGAUCCAACAACUGCAGCAGAGGCAGCAACAGCUGGAACAGCAGCAACAGGAGCUGAGGCAGCAGCAGCAGGAGCUGAGGUCUGCCAGCUACCUGGCCAGCAUCCGCUACUCCAACGUCGACCCCAUCACCUCCCCGAUCUACUCCUACAAACCCAGCCCAGUCACUAGGAUCCUCAGAUACGCUCCUCAAUAUUAUUAACAUGUUUAUAAAACAAUCAUUACGAACAAUAAAUAA